AUGCGCCUACAGGUUCGUCGCAUUGUAAUCGUCGCCGUCAUUUUCAGCGCGACCAUUGCAUACAUUCUGUACACCCAAACCAAUUAUGUCACGUGGCCUCACACUGAACCAAAUGAUUCAGUGAUUCAUGAACCAUCACCUCCCAAAACAAAUCCAGAGUUAAAGGUACCAGAUUCAAGUUCAUCAAUUCCAUCAUCAGAUGAUGAACCCCAACAGGAUGCUGCUUCGUCAAAUUCCUCAUCGAAUAAUGAGGUAGAAACUGCACCGGCUGACAAUGCUCCCCUCAAGGAAAAUGAACACAAACAACCAGAUGAGAAAACCCAUGGUACCGAUCAGGAUUCCAAACUUCUUUCCGAUGCAGCCUCAACACCGGUGCCCAUUGUACCACCUGUUACGUGCCCAACUUACGCAGAGAUUCAAAUGAUGAAACACGAUCCAUUAUCUGAAGGACAGGAAAUUUCCUUAUUCUCGCCCUGCACCAGAAUGUCGAACGUUCAAUCUUCCUUCGAUCCUGAUCUUUUCCGACUUUUUGAGAACAGCUAUCCAAAUACCUUGGACACCACAAUUAAAUGGAGGGGAUAUGCAAAUAAGAUUGAUCCUGUUACCAAAAACGAGACAGCCACAGAUGAAGAGCUUACAUUUGUUAUCACGGGCGAUAUCGAUGCAAUGUGGUUACGGGAUUCAGCGUCUCAAAUUUAUUCAUAUCUUCCACUACUCGAAGCGUCUGACAAUCGAGAUUCCCUUGCAAGUCUAUGGCGAGGACUUAUCAAUCUUCACGCAAGAUAUAUUAUCAUCUCACCAUACUGUCAUAGUUUCCAGCCCCCGCCAGAGUCCGGUCUCCAACUUCAACAUAACGGAGCAUAUAGUCAAAACCACCCCAUUCCACCUUAUGAUCCCAAGAAAGUCUUCGACUGUAAAUGGGAACUUGAUUCUCUAGCCUCCUUCCUCCAAGUUUCUACGGCCUACUAUCAACGCACAAAUGAUCUAUCAUUCUUCCAGAAAUACUCUUGGAUUGACGCUAUGUCCGCAGCUAUAGACGCUGCUGGUGCAAUGAGACUCGGCACUUACUCACCAGAAGGCAAAGUCCAAAAGUCCGCAUGGUCAUUCACCGGCUGGACAAAUCGUGGCAGUGAAACACUAACAAAUGACGGUCUGGGUAAUCCUACCAAACAAAAUGGAAUGGUAAGAAGUGCAUUCCGUCCCUCAGACGAUGCAUGCAUAUAUCAACUUUUUGUUCCCGGAAACAUGAUGUGGGCAAAAUAUCUCGAAGAAGCAUCCCUCAUUAUGGAAAAAUUGGACGGCAAAAAGGCCGCUAACCUCACCACGUCCAUGCGAGAACAAGCAUUCGGAAUCCGAAAAGCCAUAGAUCGCGAUGCUAUAACUCAUCAUCGUCAGUUCGGUGAUAUAUACGCCUAUGAGAUUGACGGCUAUGGCGGCCAUAAUCUCAUGGAUGAUGCUAAUGUCCCAUCACUACUCGCCAUUCCACUAUGGGAUUACGAAAAUUCUUCAUUCCCAUUACCAGAGAUAUUCGAAAGCGAUGGACAACAAGGAGGUAAGAAAAUCCAAAUCCAUCACGCAAAAGUAUACAACAACACUCGAAACUUCGUCCUAAGUCAAGAAAAUCCCUAUUUCAUGCAAGGUCCCGCGAUCGCCGCAGUCGGAGGUCCCCAUUUAGGCCCUGGUAAAAGUUGGCCCAUGGCCGCCAUAGUCCGCGCUCUUACAGCCUUGGAAACGGCAUCGAAAUCAGGAAAAGGAAUCGCGAGUGUGGAGAAAGAAGUAGUAGAUCAGCUUAUGAUGGUACUGGAUAGUACUGGUGGAACGGGAGUUAUCCACGAGAGUGUCAAUGCGUGGAAUGCGAAAGAUUGGACUCGAGCUUGGUUUGGGUGGGCGAAUGGACUUUUUGGGGAAUUGGUCAUGAGGAUUUCGAGGGAGGAUCAGAAGGCUGGGAAUGCGGGGGCGGGUUUGUUGGGGAGGAGUUGGCAGAAGGAGAAGGAGAAGGAUGGGAGUGCGGGUGGGAAUGGGAAUGCGUAG
Molecule: messenger RNA, 2031 nt
Organism: Sclerotinia sclerotiorum 1980 UF-70
Lineage: Eukaryota; Fungi; Ascomycota; Leotiomycetes; Helotiales; Sclerotiniaceae
Exons: 2
Coding region: 1-2031 (676 amino acids)
Biological process (GO): carbohydrate metabolic process
Source: RefSeq, a predicted model, not a curated record